This is a messenger RNA of Mus pahari (shrew mouse), 597 nucleotides long. RefSeq names its product chemokine-like factor. Gene Ontology annotation, cellular component: membrane. The record is from RefSeq and is a predicted model, not a curated record. NCBI's taxonomy places the organism in Eukaryota, Metazoa, Chordata, Mammalia, Rodentia, Muridae.
CAGGCCCAGCCCCGGCAGUUGAUCUGGUGGCGCGAGUCCUGGAAAGAGCCAUUAAUCCAGAAGGCUUGAAAGAGAGGCGUGACUGUUGGGUCUGUGGGCAAGAUGGAGUCUCCACAGCCGGUCGUAGACCAUCGGCCCUUCUGCUGUACCCUGAAAUGCUUUGUGAAGAUGCUGCGGUUGGUGGUAACUGUGGUAUCUAUGACCUUUUUCAUCCUGGGACAAGCCCCUGAACCAUAUAUCGUCAUCACUGGGUUUGAAGUCACCAUUAUUUUCUGUUUCCUAGUCUUAUACAUGUGCGGACUUGAGAGUUUCUUUUGGCCUUUGCUUGAUGUUAUCAACUCAAUGGUAACAGCGUUAUGCAUGUUCAUUGUGUCUGUGUUGGCUCUAAUACCAGAAACCUCAACAAAGACAAUCCUUGGAGGGGUGUUUGGUUUCCUGACAGUAACAUGUACUAUUGCUGACUGUGCCCUUAUGUGCCAGAAACUUCGGUUCCGUUCAAGUCAACCUUAUCAGAAAAGGCCUAGGGAUGGUAUAGAUGACAGAGAAUAAUUCUGUACUCAUUUUUACUAGUUAUUAAACUAAUUCUUUAUACAGCCA